Molecule: messenger RNA, 2582 nt
Organism: Ochotona princeps (American pika)
Lineage: Eukaryota; Metazoa; Chordata; Mammalia; Lagomorpha; Ochotonidae
Gene: GALNT18
Product: polypeptide N-acetylgalactosaminyltransferase 18
Exons: 11
Coding region: 485-2308 (607 amino acids)
Cellular component (GO): Golgi apparatus
Source: RefSeq, a predicted model, not a curated record
CCCAGCCCCGUCCCCUCUCCGGAGCCGGAGCGCGAUUGGUGGCGGCGCUUGUCGCUCGGAGGGGGCCGGGCCGCUCGGUGCCGCGGCUCUCCCCGCCGCCGUGCCGCCGCCGCCGCCGUCCUCUCAGCCCAGCGGGCCGGUCGGACAGCUGAGGCAGCCGGCGCCGGCGAUGGGAAGUGGCGCGGCCGCGGACUCGGGCUCUGACAAAGUUUUCCAGACGUGCCUGCCGGGGCACUCGGCUACAGGCCACUCGUGACCGCUCUGGGAGCGCCUCGGGGAUUUUUAAUUUUGGAAGAAAAACCCACCUCAUUUCCUUUGUCAGGCUUUCCGCCCGGGUGGGCAGCGGCGGGAGCCGCAAACUUGGACUCGGCGGCUCCACAGCCAAGCGAACCUCAGGGUGUGCUAGGGGGUGUGAGCACGGCGGAGUGCGGGGGCGCGGCAAAAAGGGGUCCCUGGGAGCGCUCUAUGGAGGAGGGAGUUCAGAAUGGUGUGCACCAGGAAGACCAAAACUUUGGUGUCCACCUGCGUGAUCCUGAGCGGCAUGACCAACAUCAUCUGCCUGCUCUACGUGGGCUGGGUCACCAACUACAUCGCCAGCGUGUAUGUGCGGGGGCAGGAGCCGGCUCCCGACAAGAAGCUGGAGGAAGACAAAGGGGACACUCUGAAGAUCAUUGAGCGGCUGGACCACCUGGAGAAUGUCAUCAAACAGCACAUCCAAGAAGCUCCUGGCAAGCCUGAGGAGGCAGAAGCUGAGCCCUUCACAGAUUCCUCUCUGUUUGCACACUGGGGCCAGGAGCUCAGCCCUGAAGGCCGCCGCGUGGCCCUGAAGCAGUUCCAGUACUAUGGCUACAACGCCUACCUCAGUGACCGCCUGCCCCUCGACCGGCCCCUGCCUGAUCUCAGACCCAGUGGGUGCCGCAACCUCUCGUUUCCUGCCAGCCUGCCAGAGGUGAGCAUCGUGUUCAUCUUUGUCAAUGAGGCACUCUCGGUGCUGCUGCGCUCCAUCCACUCCGCUAUCGAGCGCACGCCUGCGCACUUGCUCAAGGAGAUCAUCCUGGUGGACGACAACAGCAGUAAUGAGGAGCUGAAGGAGAGGCUGAUGGAGUAUGUAGACAAGGUGAACAGCCAGAAGCCCGGCUUCAUCAAAGUUGUACGCCACAGCAAGCAGGAAGGCCUCAUCCGUGCCAGGGUCAGUGGCUGGAGGGUAGCCACUGCCCCUGUGGUGGCCCUCUUCGAUGCCCAUGUGGAGUUUAAUGUGGGCUGGGCUGAACCUGUGCUCACCCGCAUAAAGGAGAACCGGAAACGGAUCAUCUCGCCAUCCUUCGAUAACAUCAAAUACGAUAACUUUGAGAUCGAGGAGUACCCGCUGGCCGCCCAGGGCUUUGACUGGGAGCUGUGGUGCCGCUACCUAAACCCCCCCAAGGCUUGGUGGAAACUGGAGAACUCCACAGCUCCCAUCAGGAGCCCAGCCCUCAUUGGCUGCUUCAUUGUGGACCGGCAGUACUUCCAGGAAAUCGGCCUGCUGGAUGAAGGCAUGGAGGUCUACGGAGGCGAGAAUGUCGAGCUCGGAAUCAGGGUGUGGCAAUGUGGCGGGAGUGUGGAGGUCCUGCCCUGUUCACGGAUUGCCCACAUCGAGCGAGCCCACAAACCCUACACAGAGGACCUCACCGCCCAUGUCCGCAGGAAUGCCCUCAGGGUGGCUGAAGUCUGGAUGGAUGAAUUUAAAAGCCAUGUCUACAUGGCAUGGAACAUACCCCAAGAGGACUCAGGGAUCGACAUCGGGGAUAUCAGUGCCAGGAAGGCUCUGCGGAAGCAGCUGCAGUGCAAGACCUUCCGGUGGUACCUGGUCAGCGUGUACCCAGAGAUGAGGAUGUACUCAGACAUCAUCGCCUACGGGGUGCUGCAGAAUUCCCUGAAGACUGACUUGUGUCUUGACCAGGGCCCAGACACAGAGAAUGCUCCCAUCAUGUACAUCUGCCAUGGAAUGACUCCUCAGAACGUGUACUACACAAGCAGUCAGCAGAUACACGUGGGCAUCCUCAGCCCCACGGUGGACGACGACGACAACCGGUGCCUGGUGGACGUCAACAGCCGCCCACGGCUCAUCGAGUGCAGCUAUGCCAAAGCCAAGAGGAUGAAGCUGCACUGGCAGUUCUCUCAGGGAGGCCCCAUCCAGAACCGGAAGUCCAAGCGCUGCCUGGAGCUGCAGGAGAACAGCGACCUGGAGUUUGGCUUCCAGCUGGUGCUGCAGAAGUGCUCAGGCCAGCACUGGGGCAUCACCAACAUCCUGCGGAGCCUGUCAUCCUGACCCUGCCCCUUUGCUACUGUGUAGCACCUGCUGCCGUGUCCUGUAGCCUGCUGUCCAUGGGGGGUCGUUUGGAGUCUGGGUGAGCCAGGUUAGUGUGACCCCUGCCCACCCCACAAAAAGAGCUUUUUACUUCCUAUGAGAUUUUCAUGAAGUUUCUAGAAAGAUGCGGAAUGAUGGGCGAGGGUAUGAUGUUAUAUACUAUUUUGCAACUGUAAAUAGGGGACAAAUGGAAAAUAUUUAUAAUGGACAAUAAAAAAUGAUUGAUUAAGAAAAG